Carassius gibelio (silver crucian carp) is the source of this 2041-nucleotide messenger RNA. RefSeq names its product agouti signaling protein, nonagouti homolog (mouse) 2b (gene asip2b). Gene Ontology annotation, biological process: neuropeptide signaling pathway; adult feeding behavior; positive regulation of feeding behavior. Lineage: Eukaryota; Metazoa; Chordata; Actinopteri; Cypriniformes; Cyprinidae. The record is from RefSeq and is a predicted model, not a curated record. Gene Ontology annotation, cellular component: extracellular region. The coding region runs from base 149 to 559 and encodes 136 amino acids. Gene Ontology annotation, molecular function: type 1 melanocortin receptor binding; neuropeptide hormone activity. The transcript is spliced from 3 exons.
GGAGUGCUGUCUCAGAGGGGGCGUGGGUGAGUUUGGGCUUUAUAAACGCAGCGAAUGGGCUUCAGCACGGAACACACUUGUUGAGUGAUCUGUAGGAAGACAGUCUGACGCGAGCCUGACACACCUAAACACUCCGUUCGAUCGGAAAAUGACGACGGCGAUGAUGAGAAGAUUUGUGCUGUUCGUCUGCUUGUUCUUCACAGUCGUUCAGUCCAUCACAUGCGAGGCGAACAGGAUAGAUGUGCGCAAGAAGCACGAAAACGACGUGGCGCACCACAGCUCUGCCACAACAGCAGGAGCGUGGAAUCAGGAGAAGCCAAAGAGACUCUUUGCCAGGACUCGCUAUCUGUCUCAGCAGAGACAUCAUGUGGUGAGACCUAAGCCCAGGCCUGAGGCGGUUUCUCCAGCCCAGACUCCAGCGAGGCGCUGCGCCGGUCUGAUGGAGAGCUGCUCCCCGCUCACUCCCUGCUGUGACCCAUGUGCCUCCUGCCACUGCAGGCUCUUCAACACCAUCUGCCACUGCUGGAGACUCGGACACCUCUGCCCCAAGAAGACCUAAUCACCCCAGACGCACGUAUAUGGAUCGGUGCUUCUCAGCUGCUUUCACUUUAGCUCUGCACAUUGGACAUCAAAUGUUGUUUAGCGUACAAAAACAAAGUCAUGGAAAGUUGCUUAUUGGUUGGUUUAUAAGUAUUUCUUGAAAUUUGAUGGUAUCUCAUUCCCAGCUUUCAACAAUUCACCAUAUGAAGCCAUUUUUGUUUGUUUUUUGGUGAUGGCACAUCUGUCUCAUUUGACUCGCUUCUACCAAGAUUGUGCCAAAAUACUGCUCGAGUUUAGUUGCAUACUUUUGAUGUUGAAGGAAUAUUCUGUACAACUGGCAUAAUGUUGAUUACCACAGAAAUGAUCUCAUUUUUGCUUUAAAACCAGCAGAAAGCACUCGCACCACUUUAAGUGAACAAGGCCAAUUUUAAAAACAGAAAUGUAAAGCUUGUGAUUUAAAAAAAAAAGUUCCUACAUCAUUUUUUUUUUUUUUAAUUGAAGCGGUGAAGCUGUUAAAAUAAUUUUUAUAGUCAUUUAAGGUUUUAAAAUAUUUGUAGACAGAAAAGUUUAGUGAGUGAAAUCAUAUGAAAACAAAUAUUGUCAUCAUUGACAGAUUACCAUUUUGUGAAUUGUCAGUGUAAAACAAAAAACAUGCUUUUUUUUAAAGAAAGAGUUUCAAAGUGGAGAUUCAUAUUUGUGGUAAUGAAUGCAAUGCAGUUGAAUCUGGAAUAUUUCUUUAAGAAAAUAAAGAAAGCAUUUUGGUUACUCUUUACAAUAAGGUUUCAUUUGUUAACAUUAGUUAACAUGAACUUAACAAUGAAAAAUAAUAUUUAUUAAACUUAGUUCAUGUUCCUUUUUAUCAAAAUCAAAAGUUAUUAUCUGUUAAUUUUAUUAAAUGGACCUAACAAAGAACUAACAAAGAAAAAUCCCCCACAACCCCCUCUUGCUGUAACAAAUAGACUGCUCAUUAUUAGUUCAUGUUAAUGAAUGCAUUACCUAACUAUAACUAAUAGGACCUUAUUGUAAAGUGUUGCAAGCUUUUUUUCUCUUGCAUUUAGCAAAUACUUGUUCAGAACAGACCUCCAGGUCCACCAUAUAUAACACGCAUGCAGCUGUGCACCAGCAGGAUUUAUACCUGAGCUUCUACACACUCUCAUACUGCUAUAGCAUGCCAUGGAUCAUACAUGACAUUUAACAGUACAGUGAAUGUUUAACACCCAUAUGACUAGAGUUAUUCACUCUCUUUUUGCACCAUGACACUAAUAUGAUUUAUUAGCUGACUGGAGUUGUUACUACAGUAAACUCUUGUAGAAUUCAAGUUUCAUUUUUUUGCUGUUAUCCUCAAUAUUUUUCAACCCUUGUUAAGCAAGGGGCAUAUACUGUUUAACUUGUACAGAAUCAAUGUAACAGUGCCUAAAAAAGCUCAUUUUAGGUGCAGUAAAUGUGAAUCUAAUGUUAUCCUCAUACUGUGAUAUUUUAAUAACACGUUUUAAGAUGCUCA